Messenger RNA from Penicillium crustosum, 917 nucleotides. Its product is annotated as SDR family oxidoreductase. Gene Ontology annotation, cellular component: cytosol. The transcript has 6 exons. NCBI's taxonomy places the organism in Eukaryota, Fungi, Ascomycota, Eurotiomycetes, Eurotiales, Aspergillaceae. Gene Ontology annotation, molecular function: oxidoreductase activity. Bases 52 to 855 code for a protein of 267 amino acids. The record is from RefSeq and is a predicted model, not a curated record.
CCUUUAUUCUCUGUUACAAAAGCUUGCCUCGAUAUAACUACAUCUGCCAAAAUGACUCUAAGUGGACAGACUGCCCUCGUUACCGGGGCCUCAAUGGGCAUCGGUGAAGCAACAGCAAGAGCCCUAGCCAACGCCGGUGCAAAUCUGAUUCUUCUCUCCCGCUCCGAGGACAAACUAUCCAAACUCACAGACGAGUUAAGCAAGCAACACCCUCAGAUCAAGGUGAUCUACCGAACAGCCGAUGUAGGAAACUACGAAGAAGUCGAUGCAGCGGUCGAUUCAUCAGUCAAAGAACUCGGUGGCAUCGACAUCCUCAUCAACAACGCCGGCCUCGCCAUCGGUGCACCAAACGCCUUCCACAACCUCAAAAUAUCAGAAAUCCAAACAAUGAUCUCAACAAACGUCAACGGCCCAAUGUACGUAGCUCACUCUGUGCUAAACCGCAGUAUGCUCUCGCGCAAGGCAGGGACGAUCAUAAACGUCACCUCGGUCACAGGUCUAGAAGUACCUCCUUUUACAGGCGAGGCAGUCUACCAUUCCAACAAAGCGGCGCAAGAGGCGUUCACUAAUUCGUUGCGGAAUGAGUUGAGUGGGACUAAUAUCCGGGUGUUGGCGUUGAGGCCUGGUGUUGUUGCGGGACAUUUCCAUUCUCAACGCAUUGGUCAUGAUCAGGCGCAAUAUGAUGAGUUUUUGGAUGGAUAUACGCCUCUCAUUGCGAGCGAUGUUGCUGAGGCUGCUGUUUAUAUGCUCAACCAGCCUCUUAAUGUCUCUAUUAAGGCUUUGGAUGUUGUUCCUUCCGCUCAACGGUCUCUUACUGUCUUUGAUCGGCAAUGGAAUGAACGUAAUGGGCAAUGAGCCAAGACACUCUAUGAAGGUUGUUUUUGAAAACUGCUGACUGAAACAAACGAAAAAUCGGA